AUGAUAACCCCAACGACAAGUGGCAUUUUACGUGAGUACCAACGCUUUCUCAGCUGUGAAAUCGGUGUCGAUGAGUUGAUCACAUUUUGUCGAACGGGAUCUUUUCGCACAGCCGCCACAAGAUCGAUCGCCUGGAGGAUCUUGUUGAAAUGUCUUCCAAUCAACAGCCUUGAAUGGGUGCCAGUCAUCGAGCAGAGUCGACGUGAAUACGCAACUCUUCGGAGUCGACACGUCGCCAAUCCAAGAGAUCCUUUAUGUGUACAAGAUCCACAAUUGAACAAUCCACUUAGUGAGCACUCAAAAUCCCCAUGGUCUCGUUACUUUGCUGACGGAGAACUCCGGGAUUUGAUCUUGAAAGAUGUUGCAAGAACAUUUCCCGAGAUCGAGCUUUUCCAAGAUGCUGAAGUGAAAUCUUUGAUGUGCUCCGUGCUUCAUGUUUACGCCAAAGACAAUCCUUUUAUCGGCUACAAACAGGGAAUGCACGAGAUUUUGGCCCCUUUGGUUUUCGUUCUCUACAACGAUCAACAACUCUAUCAGCAUGCGCUUGAAGACUUUCAAUUGAGGUCUCUGGAUCGAACAGCUCUUCACAUUCUCCAAGUGCUUCACGAUUCAAACUAUUUCGAAGCAGAUGCUUAUGUUCUAUUUUGUGAGGUGAUGCGCGAGUUGACGCCUUGGUACGAGGAUGCGGGGAUAGUUGAACCGCCAGAGCCACAUCCAUUUGAAAGGCUGCAGGACACAAUGAUCACAUCUCGUUUGCUGAAAGAGUUGAACGAGAUCGGUCAACGGUUGGCCGAAUUCGAUCCACCACUCUAUCGCCAUCUCACCAAUCUCGACAUACCGGCUCAACUUUUUGGAAUCCGCUGGUUGAGACUUUUGUUUGGAAGAGAAUUUCCUCUUCCCGAUCUUCUCUUUCUAUGGGAUAUAAUCCUCUCGGAUCGACCGAUUUCUCGAAUCGUCGAAUGCGUUUUUCUAGCGAUGCUUGUUUAUAUAAGAGAAAAUUUAUUGGCCUCGGAUUACGGUGGCUGUUUGCAAUUUUUGAUGCGCUACCCCCCGGUGGUCGAUGUGAUGGCUUUCGCUCAACUUGCGCUUCAUUUUCGAGCUCCAUUGCGUAAUUCUCGACCAAAAGAUUCUCAAUUGACCAACUACUCAAAUAUGACUCUACAAGGAACGGUUCAUCCAAAUGCAGGCAAUCAAAAACGAACCGUUUCCCAACCGCCACCACAACAACGAUCUCAACAAGCGAAUCGUGGAAAGCAGAGACGUCCGUAUCGACAAGAGGAGAUUCCAAAGGCAUUGGGUAUUUUCGAAGAACAAGUCGCCGUUCUUCAACAACGUCUCAAUGAGCGAGACAUUGUCACUGCUGUAUCAGCUAAACGAAUUGAAGAGCUUGUGAAAAACCUUGAGAGAGGCUCUCUUGAAAUUGGCACGAUUGCGGCACAACUUCGCGAAGUCGGUCAACAACUAGGUAGUCUGACGAUGGAUCGUCGAAAGGAGACUCCAGAAGCAAAGUCCCCAGCACAAGAAGAACGAAUAAAAGUAGCAAAUGAGCCGGUGCGAUCGGGAACUCCAAGAAUUUUUGGAGUCAACGAAUUGAGAGAACUCAACACAAAUAAUCAAAAUUUCUCUCAUUCAAAACCUCCCAGUCAACAAGUACCCCGUGAUCGAGUGCUUGGCAUUCCUAGAUUU
Molecule: messenger RNA, 1686 nt
Organism: Mesorhabditis belari
Lineage: Eukaryota; Metazoa; Nematoda; Chromadorea; Rhabditida; Rhabditidae
Source: the annotation of a GenBank genome assembly